Messenger RNA from Ricinus communis (castor bean), 880 nucleotides. Its product is annotated as probable E3 ubiquitin-protein ligase XERICO. Gene Ontology annotation, molecular function: zinc ion binding. Lineage: Eukaryota; Viridiplantae; Streptophyta; Magnoliopsida; Malpighiales; Euphorbiaceae. The record is from RefSeq and is a predicted model, not a curated record. The transcript has a single exon. The coding region runs from base 130 to 549 and encodes 139 amino acids.
CUUGUAUUGCAUUUUUAUGUUGCUUCUUUGGUAUCUCCUCAUCUUAUCUCCUCAAAGUCUUAGCAAAAGAAAGGGAUUGUCAUUUGUGGGCUGUUUUUUCCUCUUCUUGAAACAAGAAUUAAAACUAACAUGGGGCUUUCGAGUUUUCCUAGUGCAGCUGAAGGAGUGUUACCAGUACUGGUAAUGAACACAGUUUUAUCAGUUGCUUUGUUCAAGAACUGGGUCAGGGCUUUGCUUCAAGUAGUGAUGGGUGCUAAUUAUUGGGUUCCACAAUAUUAUUAUGAGCAAGACCGCCCAGAUGUGUUUUCCCAAGAUAAUGCAAGAAGGGAGAGAAGAAUAUCAAUAACCCAGUUCAAGUCCAUGGGUGCUGCUAUUGGUACCAGUAGGAGUAGCAGUAGUACAGUGGAAUGUUGUGUAUGUUUAUGUGGGUUUGAAGAGGAUGAGGAGGUGAGCGAGCUGUCCUGCAAGCAUUUUUUCCAUAAAGGGUGCCUGGACAAGUGGUUUGAUAAUAAACAUAGUACUUGUCCUCUUUGUCGAUCUAUUCUUUAGAAUCUGGAUUAAUUGAUGCAGAAAAAUUUUUUGUCCUAAAAAUGGAUGUGUUUUUAGGUUUUUUUGGAGAAGAAUAAUCAAGUUUCUUCCCUGCACAUUUUUGUUUUGAUUUGCUUUUCCUCUCUCUUUGUUUUUUGGGUGUUUGAUGUUUGAGCAAAACAAAUUAGUGAAAAGGUUAUUGCGGAAUGACAAUCUUUCUUUUCUUAGUUGUGUGGCCUUGCUGCUGCCUACAUUUGUAUACAAGUGCCUGUGAGCAGUGUAUGUAUACAGUGACAGAGAACAUUUUGAAAAAAUAAAAGAAGAUGUAGGGAAAUAAUAUAACAUUUUAACA